Molecule: messenger RNA, 1918 nt
Organism: Durotheca rogersii
Lineage: Eukaryota; Fungi; Ascomycota; Sordariomycetes; Xylariales; Xylariaceae
Exons: 1
Coding region: 318-1814 (498 amino acids)
Source: RefSeq, a predicted model, not a curated record
UACACUCGUUACGCCGACCAACCGGUGAGGAUCAAGGCCGUGUUAUCUAGAUCCAUACGGACUCAACACUAGAAGCAGGCCAUCGGUAGAGGAAGAACCAAAGCAAAAAACAAUUACCGCACCUCACUUUUGUUGAGCCGGGUGCGAAGUGUCUAGCAAACCAGGAAGACGGUUAUAUACGAGCGAGAGAACGGCCGAAGACGAGGAGUUGACAGAUCGCAACCUAGCCUAUUCGCGCGGCUACUAUGCAAGCAACUUAAUAUCACACGCUACAAAACAUGGGAGUUUAGCAGGUAACCGUAUUACAGAGCGGAACCAUGUCUCAAGACUCAUCCAUUUCCGGCUGUCUGUCACGUCGACCUCUGGGGAUCUUAGAGUCCUUUAUGUUUCACCAGAGGGAUAUCGGUCAGCGCGUGGGCCGCGACCAUUGGGCCUUCUGCAUAGCGUUUCGCCUAACCUUCCCGCCCUCCAUCGCGAAACCGAUACCCUGCCUGCGGCGCGCAUGGCAGGUCCUCCAGUGGCAGCAUCCCGCGUUGGCGAAUACGAUCAGCAGCGAUAGCGGGGGGCCCUAUGUGACGGCCAGGCCCCUCGAUGCUGAGUCCUGGGCUGACGACACGUUCGUCGUCGACCACACGAGUACAACCGCGAGGGACCUCUUGAGGACCCUUCUCCCCACGCCCACUGCCACCUGCCACUGGCUGUCCGCAUCGUCGGAGCUUGUCCUUCACUCGUCGCACUGGCGCGUCGACGGCGUGGGAGUAGCCAUGCUCUUGCACCAAUUCAUGGGCGCGCUGGCCCAAGCUGCGCAGCUGGGGCCCGAGGCUCCGCUGGAGGCUUUGGCGCCAGACUCCGGGCGCCGCCUAUCGCUCAUGCCGAGAAUUGAUGACCUAUCGCGCCCGUCAGCCCGUGUAGGCGGUGAACAAGAUGCCUUUUCCGCCGCUUUCGGCGAGAUGCAGGCUAAGAUCGCCCGCAGCGGACCCGGCAUUGGGCUGCCUAUCCGGCCGGGCUCCGCCGAGUCCGUGCCCGGAGCCACCGACUCCGCACUUACGCGCUUCGAUGCUGCCACCACCGCCAAGGUCAUGGCAGCCUGCCGCGCUAAGAAACUCACGAUUACGGCCGCCAUACACGCCGCAAUCGUUCGCGCCACUGCCGGGUACCUUCAGAAUCCGCCGGCUACAGCAUUCACGUCGGUUCUGCUGGUUAAUUUACGGCGGGCGCUGGACGUGACAGCCACGGCAGAGACCGAAGACAUCUCUACGGUCGUCGGCUCGUUUUUCACGGGCCUUCCCGUGUGCAUCGAAUCGGUGCUUACCAAGGACGGCAAGAGGAUCAAGGACUUCGAUUCCAUCGCCGACGAUCUAGGGCAAGUUUACAACGAAGAUCUUGUUCGUCUUCUCACCGCAAGGGACGGAAGCGGCCUGACGGCCGAUCUCUUGGACCUGGGGGCACGGUACAUCCAGCAGAAGGAGAAGACUCCGAGAGUGUCCGUUAUCGAGGGCGCGCCACCCACGGAGACGCCUGAACUGAGCAGCCUGUGCAUGAUACAUAAGUUGGUACAGACAGAGUACGGAUCUGGCAGCUACGAGCGUGUCACGGUGGAUGAUAUAUGGAUAGGCAUCGAGAUAUAUAACAGAUAUGUCCAGCUUCACGCCUGGAUUUGGAAAGGUGAGCUGAGCCUUGGCGCGUGUUUCAACCAGAGCUUCUACGAGAAGGAUUUCGUUGACGAUUUCCUCAAACGGAUAAUGGAGGAGCUUCGGGAAGGGUGUGGGGUUGAGAAAUUAUUACACGGGGAUAUCCAUACAGCCAAAAUAUAGGUCGGGAGGAUAAUACUAGGCAGGCAUUAUUAUACGAAUAAGGCAGUAAGGUCGUCAGUACGGCGACCUACUAAGGAAAGUCCUGAAUAAAUGCGGCUACCUAC